AUGAAACGCAAGUUCUCCCUCGCGCCCGUGGUAAGUCCCGAUCGGCACUCCACCCAGCGUCGCGGCCAGAAGAUCCCCUCCAAGGACGACACCAAGGCAGCACCCGAGCCCACGCCGUCGCACCCGCAACCCAAGUCACAGUCGCACAGCAAACACUCGUCCAAAGACAGCAUCACCGACUACUCGCCCCACAUCAACCGCCGCGUGCUCGAUGCCCACACGGAGCGGGAGUUGCGGCUAGCAUGUCAGCACAUUCUGCAGAACUUCAAGCCGUCCGACCAUGGCAUGGAGAACACGGACCCGAAGCUGGACUUUGGCGGCCUGCAGCGCGGACGAGACAGCAAGACCAAGGACCGCAACGCCCACCGAUCUGAGCCCAAGGUGCGCCUGCCCACGGGCGCGCCUGUGGAUCUGAAGACGGCCCUCGAAGCCCGCGGACUCAAGCAGACGGAGCUCACCAUGAGACGCUCUGGCGAUGCACCCCCCGUGCGCGCCAACAGCAGCCGGAAGCGCGCCGACUUUGACUGGCUCGACGAACGCAACGACAAGAGAGAGGAGAAACUGAGAAAGCCAGGCCCGCUGACUGUGUAUAGGAGCUCCUCCAUGCGACGCAAAGACCGCCAUGCCGACGACACCGCAGCACCCACCGACACCGACGCCGACGCAGCAGAGCGGACGCCCCGCGGCAAGCACGAUCCGCAGGCCCGGCCAUCAACGGCCGUCCGAUCUCUGAGCCGAUCACGAAGCAUACGGGACAACAUCAAGGAAUAUGUCUUCCCAGGUACGACCAGCCGCACCAUUAGCCGCGCCCCAUCCCACGGCUCCCUCCGCACCAUGAACACAACCAUGAGCCAGGACUCGGCUGUCGACCCACCCAACAGCGCCUCAGGACAGGGAUGGCGCAGCUGGGCACUGCCAGGUCGUCGAUCGAGUUCAAGAAGCAACAGCCGGCCGGGAACGUCAAAGGGACAGCCUGAGGAAGUAGAACCGCCAAAGAAAACUACCGUCAAUCUCAACAGAGAGCUGCCGCCUCUGCCAAGUCUCGACUCGUGGAAGGAUGAUGUGCCAGCGCCAGAGAAGGCCGUCCGGUCGCCAACUUCUGCUACCCAUAUCGCCAGCGUCAUGCGACCUCAAGACUCUGCGACGCCAGAGCGUGUUGCAGCGAACAAGGCACAUCGAAGGAGUGGAUCUGACACGUUGGCUCUGCAAUACAAUACGGCUCUGUCUGCGCGCUCACCAGCAAAUAGCAGGCAUGCUGGGCAGUCCGCGUCUCGCUCAAAGACUUUGACACCAGACAGCUAUACCGUGACCGGACAGACACUUGUCGCAUCCGCCUCCACCAGCAACCUCGGUCACAUCCGCUACAAGAGUACCGACAGCUUAGCCAUGCCCAAGAAGAGUGGCGAGAUACUGAACUUCUCCCGGAAAAUGAGCGUCGAUACGCCCACUCGCGGUACAUUUUCCAAGGAGGUCAAGGUGGCUCACAAGGAAGAGCAGAAGUCGAGAUUGAAAAAGGUUUUCACUGGGUGGAUGACAAAGAAAGAAAAGAAGGACGAUUGGAUGCAAAGAAUUGAGAAAGAGGGUGUAAAGGAAGGUGUAAUGGUGCAAGACGGCGCAGCAAGUGCGCCCAUUGUGCGUUAUUAA
This is a messenger RNA of Parastagonospora nodorum SN15, 1644 nucleotides long. RefSeq lists its product as hypothetical. The coding region runs from base 1 to 1644 and encodes 547 amino acids. The transcript is spliced from 3 exons. Lineage: Eukaryota; Fungi; Ascomycota; Dothideomycetes; Pleosporales; Phaeosphaeriaceae. The record is from RefSeq and is a predicted model, not a curated record.